Messenger RNA from Rosa chinensis, 6576 nucleotides. RefSeq lists its product as uncharacterized. Gene Ontology annotation, biological process: DNA integration. The coding region runs from base 1 to 5970 and encodes 1989 amino acids. The record is from RefSeq and is a predicted model, not a curated record. Gene Ontology annotation, molecular function: nucleic acid binding. The transcript has 2 exons. Lineage: Eukaryota; Viridiplantae; Streptophyta; Magnoliopsida; Rosales; Rosaceae.
AUGGGGGAGCGAAAGACAAUGAGGGAAUACACUAGUCCCACAAUUGUUGAUCAUCCUUCUUGUAUUGUGCUCCCUCCAUGUGAGCAUCAUUUUGAAAUCAAGCCAAGUACUUUGAGCAUUCUACCCAUAUUCCAUGGCAUGCCCUCAAAUAAUCCCUAUGAUCAUAUUGCGGAAUUUGAAGAAGUGUGUACUACCGUUCAACUACAUGGUCUCAAUCCCGAUGGUUUGAAGCUUAGAUUGUUCCCUUUCACACUCAAGGACUAUGCGAGGAAGUGGUUAAGUAAGUUGCCUCCUAGAUCCAUACACACAUGGGUUGAGAUGCAAGAAACUUUCUUGGGAAAAUAUUUUCCUCCUUCAAGAACUUCCAAUGUUAGAGAUGAGCUUGUUGCAUUCCGACAACUUCCACAAGAAAGUUUUAAUGAGUGUUGGGAGCGAUUCAAGGACUUAGAGAUGUCAUGUCCUCACCAUGGGUUAGAGAAGUGGUUCCUUGUGGACAAGUUCUAUAGAGGAUUGAUGCCAGAUCAAAGGCAAAGGGUUGACACUUUUAGUGGUGGAACUAUUGCAAGUAAACUCCCGGAUGCCGCUUGGGACACAUACGAGGAGCUUUCUCUCAACUCCCUUCAAUGGGAUGAUCUUGAUACAAGGAGACGUCAAGUGCAUAACAAGGAGAGUGUACCUAACCGAAGUGGUAUUUAUGAGGUUCAAGGGACAUCAACCGGGCCUUCUAUGCAUGAAUUCAAAAGGUUGGAAGGCAAGAUUGACCAAUUUCUAAAUCAAGUUAACCGGAACCCUCCUCAAGCACAAGUCAAGAUGGCGACUUCUACACCAUGUUUGCUUUGUGAGAGCCUAGCACAUUCCACUCAAGAGUGCCAUUUAUCUUCUCAAUAUCCGGAAUUUAUGGAGGAGCAUGUUAACCAAGUGGGUAGUUUUGUGCCAAGGAACCCAAGAAAUGAUCCAUACUCCAACACUUAUAACCCCGGUUGGAGAAAUCACCCCAAUUUUUCUUGGAAAGAUCAAGGUGGAGUUUCUAAUAUGCACCAAGGAGGAAAGCAAGGCUUUGGAGGAAACCAAGGCCAAGGAUCAUCCAAUUUCAUGCCCCAUGGCAAGGUGAACCAAGGAAACACUCAUUUUAUGCCUAUUUCUUCACAAGGGCAGCAAGCAUAUAUGCCUUAUUCUCAUAGUCAAGCCGCUUUUUCACAAGGAUUCCAAGCUCCAAAUGUCUCUCCCGGGUUUACACAAGGUAUUGGCUAUAGUGGUAGCAAGUUUCAAGGCAAUUCUAGCUCAUUUCAAGGUCCAAAUCAAGGCGCGAGCUACAAUUCCCCACCUAUUCUUCAAGGCAUGCCGAUUCAAGCUCCAAGUGAACCAAAGAAGCCUAAUUUUGAAGAAUUGAUGGGUGAGUUCCUCAAGGUUCAAACUUCUACCAAUGUGGAGACCAAGCAAAACAUCUCUUCACUAGCUCAAGGGUAUCAAAAUUUACAACAAAGCAUGACUAAAUUAGAGAUACAAAUGGGCCAAAUAGCAACCAAUUUGAGUGAGAGACCAAUGGGAGCUCUUCCUUCCACAACGGAGAAGAACUCGAAGCAUGUAGCCAAGGUUAUUACUACUCUUCGAAGUGGGAGGACAUAUGACAAUAAGGUAUAUUUACCUUCAUCUUCUCAAUCCCCUUUGCAUGUGAAUGCCCCAUUUAAUGCUCCCUCUCCUACUAUAUCACCUUCUCUUGGUAAUUGUGUUUCCCCUUCCACACAUGUUCCCAACUCUACCUCUCUACAUUCUAAUGAUGGUUAUGUGUUGGUUGAGGAAUAUGAUAGUGAUGAUAGUGAUAUGCAUGAUGGUGCCACGAGGGAAGAAAAUGUACCUCGUGGCAAUUUGAAUAAUGAUUAUUUACAUGCUUUUAAUUCAAAGGAGGAUGGGAACCGGGGGGAAGAAAAUGUACCCCCGGGAAUUGGAGUGGAUCCUAAGAAUGGGAAUUCCAUGGCUCUUGAUAAUUUGGGCGAGGCUAUGAAGGCUAGGGACCCCAAUGAAGCCGUGAGUAACCCUAGGGAUCCAUCAAGUAGUCAAGCAUCUACUCAAGCUCAAAAGCCAAGAAAGGGUCCAAUUUGUGUGCCUCCUCUAGAUAUGACAGAUUAUGAGAUUCCAUUGCCUUAUCCUCAAGUGAAGCGGAAGCAAGAGUUAAAGAAGAAGCAAGAAGCACAAACGAAAGAGUUCAUUGAGUUGUUCAAGAAAGUCAACAUCAAUAUCCCUUUGUUGGAAGCCAUAAAGCAAGUGCCUUCUUAUGCUAAGUUUCUAAAGGAUGUGUGCACCAACAAAAGAGCAUUUAAGGAGCAUGAGCAAGUUUGUCUAAGUGAGAGUGUAUCAGCUAUUCUUCAAGGAAAAUUGCCUCCUAAACUUAAAGAUCCCGGUAGUUUCACCGUGCCAUGCACUAUUGGGUCAAGAUUCUUUGACAAGGCGAUGUUGGACUUAGGAGCAAGUAUUAAUUUGAUGCCAUAUGAUAUUUAUCGAACACUUGGUCUUGAUGAUCUUAAGCCUUUAAAAAUUUCAUUGAAAAUGGCGGAUAGAAGUGUUGUCUACCUAAGAGGGAUGCUAGAAGAUGUGCUUGUGAAGAUUGAUUCUCUCUAUGUGCCGGCGGAUUUUGUUGUUCUUGACAUGGCUAAGAGUAUUGAUGUUGAGGAGGAUGAAUCUCCCAUAUUGCUUGGUAGAGCAUUCAUGGCCACCGCCGAUACCAACAUUAGUGUAAAGAAGGGAAUCUUGACGAUGACCGUUUUUGAUACUACUAUUGGCUUCCGAAUUUUUGAUGCCAUGAGAAGUCCUCUUCACUUAGGUGAGUGUUUUCGGGUAGAUGCGGUUGAUUCCAUGGUGGAGAAGACUUUCAUUGAAACAAGUGCCAAGGAUUCUUUAGUAGCUUCUAUUAUGCAUCAUGGAGAAGAGUUCAACGACAAAAGUAUUGAAGAAGAUGAUUCCACUAUUGAAGUUGCUAUGCCCACCUCUUCCUCACACACUCCUAUUAGCAUGCUUGAUCUUCAACCGAAGUUGUUGCCCUCUAUUAUUUCUCCUCCUACACUUGAGCUAAAGCCUCUCCCAUCUACUCUCAAGUAUGCAUUUUUGGGACCUAAUGACACAUUGCCGGUAGUUAUCUCUUCCAAGCUUUGUGACGUUGAUGAAGCCAAGUUAUUGAAAGUGUUGAAAGAGCACAAAGGAGCUUUGGGGUGGACUAUAGAGGACAUAAAGGGAAUAUGUGCUAGCAAGUGUAUGCAUCACAUUUACAUGGAGGAAGGUAGCAAGCCCUCUAGAGAUGCUCAAAGAAGACUUAACCCUCCUAUGAUGGAAGUGGUCAAGAAUGAGGUGACAAAGCUUCUAGAUGCCGGUGUGAUUUAUCCUAUUUCGGAUUCAAAAUGGGUUUCUCCUGUACAAGUUGUUCCUAAGAAAGGAGGAAUGACAGUGGUGAAGAAUGACAAAGGAGAAGAUGUUCCUCAAAGGGUGCAAAAUGGUUGGAGGGUAUGCAUAGAUUACCGGAAGUUGAAUAGUGCUACUAGAAAUGAUCAUUUCCCUCUACCUUUCAUUGAUCACAUGUUGGAGAGAUUGGCGGGACAUUCCUAUUUUUGCUUCUUAGAUGGCUAUAGUGGAUAUAAUCAAAUUGUGAUUGCUCCCGAAGACCAAGAAAAGACGACUUUCACUUGUCCUUUUGGUACCUUUGCUUAUAGGCGUAUGCCCUUUGGCUUAUGUAAUGCUCCGGCAACCUUCCAAAGAUGUAUGAUGGCUCUAUUUCAUGAUAUGACCGAAAAAUUCAUGGAGAUCUUUAUGGAUGAUUUUUCGGUUCAUGGUAACACUUUCGAUGAUUGCCUACACCAUUUGAGCCUAGUCUUGAAGCGUUGUGAAGAAAGCAAUUUGGUCUUGAAUUGGGAGAAGUGUCAUUUCAUGGUGGAAGAGGGCAUUGUCUUAGGUCAUGUGGUUUCUAAGAGGGGAAUUGAAGUGGACAAAGCAAAGAUUGAAGUCAUUGAAAAGCUACCUCCACCGGUGAACAUCAAAGGUAUAAGAAGCUUUUUGGGACAUGCUGGCUUUUAUCGAAGAUUUAUUCCAAAUUUUUCCAAGAUAUCCAAGCCUCUAUGUGAUUUGUUAGCAAAAGAUGCUUCUUGGGACUUCAACGAAGCUUGCCUCAUUGCUUUCAAUGAAAUCAAAAGACUCUUGACUUGUGCCCCUAUUAUGUGUGCUCCCGUUUGGUCACUCCCAUUUGAGUUGAUGUGUGAUGCUUCCGAUUUUGCCUUAGGGGCGGUGUUGGGACAAAAGCAUGGGAGAUUGAUGCAUGCCAUCUAUUAUGCAAGUAGAACCUUGAAUGAAGCUCAAGUGAAUUACACAACAACGGAGAAAGAACUCUUGGCUAUCAUAUUUGCAUUAGAAAAGUUUCGGAGUUAUCUCUUGGGUUCUAAAGUGAUUGUGCACACGGACCACUCGGCAUUGAAGUAUCUCUUAGCCAAGAAAGACUCCAAGCCAAGACUUAUUAGAUGGGUUUUGCUUCUACAAGAGUUUGACAUAGAGAUUCAUGACAAAGCCGGUAAGGAAAAUGUGGUAGCGGACCAUUUGUCAAGACUUAUUGAUGGGAGAGAUGAUUGUACUAUUCCUAUUGUUGAUUCAUUUCCAGAUGAGCAACUCUUUACCGUUACAUCAAAGGAGCUUCCAUGGUUUGUUCACAUUGUCAAUUAUUGGGCAAGUGGUGGGACAUUUAUUCCGGAGGAUUGGGACUAUCAAACCAAGAGGAGAUUUAGAAGAGAUGCAUGUCGGUAUGUAUGGGAUGACCCUAUUCUAUGGAAAGUUGGUCAAGACGAAGUUUUGAGAAGAUGUGUGCCACAAUGGGAAGUUCCUAAUAUUCUUGAGCAUUGUCAUUCCCACACUUGUGGUGGACAUUUUGGUGGAAAGAAGACCGCUUUCAAGAUCCUACAAGCCGGCUUCUUUUGGCCCACAUUAUUCAAAGAUUCUCAUGAUUAUGCCAAGAAGUGUGAUCGAUGUCAACGAGUGGGGAGAAUCACCUCUAGAGACCAAAUGCCUUUGACUAACAUCAUUGAGGUGGAAAUCUUUGACACAUGGGGAAUAGACUUUAUGGGGCCAUUUCCUAAUUCAAAUGGGUUUGAGUACAUUCUUGUUGCGGUGGAUUACGUGUCAAAAUGGGUAGAAGCGCAAGCAACUCGGACCAAUGAUGCUAAGGUAGUUCUCAAAUUCCUCCAGGAGCACAUUUUUACUAGAUUUGGCACACCCAAGUUCAUCAUAAGUGAUGGUGGUUCCCAUUUUAUCAACCGAGCAUUUGCUUCACUUUUGAAGAAAUAUGGGGUUAAACACAAGGUCGCCACUCCCUACCACCCGCAAACAAGUGGGCAAGUUGAAAUUUCCAAUAGGGAGGUGAAGGGAAUUCUAGAGAAGACGGUGAACAGCUCAAGGAAGGAUUGGAGCACCAAACUUCAUGAUGCUUUGUGGGCAUACCGUACCGCAUAUAAGACCCCUUUGGGCAUGACUCCAUUCCGACUUGUCUAUGGGAAGGCUUGCCACUUACCCGUAGAGCUUGAGCAUAAGGCAUUUUGGGCAAUAAAGCAAUUAAAUUUUGAUCUAGACAAAGCGGGUGAGAAGCGAAAAUUUGAUCUCAAUGAGUUGGAGGAAAUAAGAAGGGAGGCUUAUGAUAGUACGAAAUUGUUUAAGGAGAAGACAAAGGUAACACAUGAUAAAAGACUUGUUGAGAAGAUCUUUGAGCCUCAUCAAAAGGUGCUCCUAUACAAUUCUAAGCUUCAUCUUUUUCCCGGAAAAUUAAGAUCUCGUUGGAGUGGACCGUAUGAAGUUGUUGAGGUAUUCCCACAUGGAGCCAUUGUAGUCAAAAAUUUGAGGAAUGGGGAAACAUUCAAGGUCAAUGGGCAUCGCCUAAAACCUUACUUGGACCAUACUUUUGAGGCUUGUAAAGAGGUGCAAUUCCUUGAUGACACCACCUUGAAGUGAGAAGCAAUAUGAGAUAGACCGGCUUUGAGGUCUCUAAAAAGAAGCGCUAGUGGGGAGGCAACCCCACCAAAUUUUGAGAGUUUGAUUAUCCUUUUUCUAGAUGUAGUAGUUGAAUAAGGCCUUUUUGGCCAUGUUUUUGGAGGUUGGGAGGGUAUGGAGAUGGAGUUUGUUUUUGGGUAAAGCAUGAUACUUAUUUUGGGGAGGAUUGAAGCUCCAAGGACCACAUUCACUUGAAAAUGGAGACUUGAACCAUUUAAGCACCAUGGGGCCUAACUUGGAGCAUACGCACAGGAAGUCAAGGCUUAUGCCUUGAGGUUGGUGUCUAUUGGUCUUCUCCGAAGGUCGUGAGCUAUGGGAUGUCUACAAAGGGGGUUUUCACAUUUCUUCUCUGCAUUUAGAUUUUUUUCAUUUUCAUAGUUAUCUUUUGUGCCUACGCCCAGACUUCACUCUCAUGCCUAAAUCCGACAUGGAUUUGGCUUUCGCGCUCACUUUACAACAUUGAGGGCAAUGUUGGUUUUAAGUGUGGGGGUGAGGGCUCGGGCGCCUAUGAAAAAAAAAAAAUUAUUAUUAGAUUAGCUUUUUAUAAUUAUAUUGUAGUGGUUAAUG